CUUGGAGAGCAGUGAAAAUUUUACAAAGAAAUUUAAUUGUUGCAUUCUCGCUGAACUAAACAUUAUUUUACAAUGAUUAAACUUUAAUCAGAUCUUUUAGUCUAUUUAUUGGCGAAAGAUAAAUCAAAACACGGUUCCGUUUUUCAAAAAUCGGCAACAAUUUCAAGCCUAAUUUAGAGAACAAAAAAAAACUUUUUUUGAAAUGUCGCGAAUGAGUCAUUCUACCUCUUUAAAGAGCCAUAAGAUCUUUUUGUCAAGUGAUAAAUCGAGUACAUCGACUAUAGUUUCUACAACAAGUAGUGAAUUUAAUUUUGGUGCCAAUAUUAAUCAGUGGAAAAAAUAUCCCGAAGUCGAUGAAUUUGUGGGUGCAAGACGUAGCAAACACACUUGUGUUGCUUUCAAAGAUGCAAUCUACAUAUUUGGAGGAGACAAUGGAAAAAAUAUGCUGCAAGAUCUUAUUCGAUUUGACGUUAAAGACAAAUCGUGGGGUAGAGCAUUUUCUACUGGAUCACCGCCAGCUCCUCGUUAUCAUCAUUCAGCAUGUGUUUAUGAAAAAUCAAUGUUUAUUUUUGGGGGAUAUACAGGAGACAUCUUUUCGAACUCAAAUUUAACAAACAAAAAUGAUUUGUUUGAAUAUAAAUUCCAAAAUGGUCAGUGGCUUGAAAGAAAAUAUUUAGGAACAAAGUUUCCAGCAGCUAGAAGUGCUCAUGGCAGUGCUGUUUACAAUGGUUACUUAUGGAUUUAUGCUGGAUAUGAUGGAAAUGUAAGACUUAAUGACAUGUGGCGUAUUCCUUUAAAUGGAAAUGCUAUGGAAUGGGAAGAAAUUAAACAAUCUGGAGAUGUUCCACCAACAUGCUGUAAUUUUCCAGUUGCUGUCGCCAGAGGAUGUAUGUAUGUCUUUUCUGGACAGUCUGGUCUUCAAAUUACAAAUACACUUUUUGAGUUCAACUUUGAGGAACGAACUUGGAGGAAAAUUUCAUCUCAUGAAUUAAUGAGAGGAAUUACUCCAAACAGAAGAUAUGGACAUACAAUGGUUCAUCAUGAUCGUUUUCUCUAUGUUUUUGGAGGUGCUGCUGAUACAGCAUUACCGAAUGAUCUCUUCUCAUUUGAUUUAGACUCACAAGUCUGGAAUCUUGUACUUCCUGCUCCUGAUUCUCAUUGCCCAUCUGGACGCCUAUUUCAUGCUGCAGCUGUUAUUAACGACUUUAUGUGGAUAUUUGGUGGAACAAUUGAAAGUGGAGGAAUGAAUAUACGAAGUGGCGAUAUUUAUAGCUUCCAAUUUUCUUCUUACCCAAAAUGUACUUUAUCAGAUGACUUCGGGAAAUUCCUACACAACAAGCAGUUUUGUGAUAUUGUUUUUAUUGUUGGGCCAGAUGAGGUAAAAAUUCCAGCACAUAUUGCUAUGAUAACAGCUAGAUCUCAGUAUUUAAAAGACAAAAUUAUAUCAGCUAAAGAAUCUAGAAAUGUGCAUUUUGAAAAAUUAUUUGGAACAACAGACGUACCGUUUUCAGCAGAACUUCCACAGUUAGAGGUAAAACUUCCAACUGUCCAACCAGAUGCUUUCGAAAUGGUCCUUUCUUAUAUCUACACAGAUAUUAUUGACUUUAAGGAUCCAUUCAACAAGAAAAUAAUUGUUCUUAUGAUGCAAGUCUAUUUACUUUCUCAUCAAUUUGAUAUUCCACGCUUAGAGCAGCUCUGUGUCCAAUACCUCGAAUUUAAAAUUGCCAAAACUAAUGUAUUAGAAGCUUUACAUCAUUCCGAUAAGAUGAGUCUUCAAUUAAUCAAAGACUAUUGCUUAAGUUUUAUUAUUAAGGAUGAUAACUACUUUGAUGUGGUAAUGAGCAACGAAUUUUCCAUGCUUGAGAAAAGCUUGAUUGUUGAGACAGUAAGACGAAAGUUGGUUCCAAAUAAAUUGGGAUCUGAUAUGAAAUACGAUAAAUCUAUUGGAACAACAUUAGAAAAUGACAUGGCUGUAUUUUUAAAAUCGACUGGCAAAGAGUUUUGUGACAUUACCCUCGUACUUGAUACUCAUCAGAUUCCUGCUCAUAAAUCUAUACUUGCUGCACGAUGUGCUUACUUUCAAGCGAUGUUUCGAUCCUUUAAUCCAGCUGAUAACAUCGUUAAUAUACAAAUAGGAGAUGUUAAACCUAGUUUGGAAGCUUUUAAUUCUCUACUAAGAUAUAUUUAUUACGGGGAAACAAAAAUGCCAACAGAAGACAGCUUGUAUUUAUUUCAGGCACCAUGUUUUUAUGGAUUCACCAACAAUCGACUUCAAGCCUUUUGCAAACAUAAUCUUGAGAACAACAUCAAUUAUGAGAAUGUUUUGCAAAUCUUGGAAGCCUCAGACAAAAUGAAUGUUCCAGACAUAAAAAACUAUGCAUUGAGAAUGGUUGUACAUGAUUUUGCAUUAGUUGCACGAUUGCCAAAAAUGAGGCAGCUAUCUCGGGAGCUUUUACUCGAUAUCAUAAACUCAAUGGCUGAUGUAUUGGGUGAAGUUAAAUUAAAUCAAGAUUUAUUAUCAUCGAUAAGUAUACAUAGUGAUAUUUGAAGACUCGCUUUUCUUCAGCCAAUAUUAAGCAUUUUAUUUGCGUAUGUGGAUAGUGACCACAUUAAAAAUUAAACGAAAUGUCAUCAAAUGAAAAUUUACUUCUUUCAAAAAAAUUAAUUAAUCUUUUUAUUAAAACUAUGUGAUGAAAAGAACAUUUUAUCUUAUAAAUGAAAAAUCAAAAAAAUUGGAGAUUUUACGUGAACACAAAAAAAAAAUUAUGCACCAUAUAAAGACAAAAUUUACAUGCACAACAUGAUGUUUUAGAAAGAAAACUGUGAACGAAUUCAAAAGGCUAUAAUGAGGUUGAAGAAUAAAUGUAAUUUAUGUUAUAGAUGUGCAU
Chironomus riparius is the source of this 2888-nucleotide messenger RNA. NCBI's taxonomy places the organism in Eukaryota, Metazoa, Arthropoda, Insecta, Diptera, Chironomidae. The record is from the annotation of a GenBank genome assembly.